This is a messenger RNA of Penicillium bovifimosum, 1167 nucleotides long. RefSeq names its product E3 ubiquitin-protein ligase. The transcript has 2 exons. Lineage: Eukaryota; Fungi; Ascomycota; Eurotiomycetes; Eurotiales; Aspergillaceae. Bases 1 to 1167 code for a protein of 388 amino acids. Gene Ontology annotation, biological process: ubiquitin-dependent protein catabolic process; protein polyubiquitination; positive regulation of proteasomal ubiquitin-dependent protein catabolic process. The record is from RefSeq and is a predicted model, not a curated record. Gene Ontology annotation, cellular component: cytoplasm; ubiquitin ligase complex. Gene Ontology annotation, molecular function: ubiquitin protein ligase activity; zinc ion binding; ubiquitin conjugating enzyme binding.
AUGGAUCAGCUUACAGCUGAGCUGAUCGUCCAUCUACAACUCGAAGACGCCUGCUCUUGUUCGGAAACCUUCAAAGGCAAAUCCCGGGGUCCCACAGACGCGGAGUUGGCUUUCCAGCUACAAAAAGAGCAGCUGGAAGCAGUCUCACAUACUCUCAAGGAUAGGCGAAUGGCCAUGAGUUUUGCAGCCGCGGUUCAAGCGGAUGGGCGCGUCCUAGCUGAAACCCAAGAGCAAGAAGAGAUCGCAUUCAAAGAUCGUCUUGUUGCGCGUCAAUGGGUGGAUGGUGAACGUCUUGUCUCGCCCAAUGAUCCCGAGCCACAAACAGCGGGUUUAGAUGAUGAGACUCUGAAAAAGCUCGAGGCUUUGUAUGUGUCCGGCGUGAAAGGAUUCUUCGACUGGGACCAUGGAGACACGGCUGGCAGUGAAGCUGACCAUGCUGAAUCAUCUGCUUGGGCAGCUCGACGACCUCAUCAAGCACGACCCCGAAUGACUCAAUGUGUCGCUUGUGGAGAAAAUACAGAGUUCUUCAACGUAGCGCGGGCCCCCUGUCGACACGAGUAUUGUCGUACUUGUCUGGAAUCUCUUUUCAAAGCUUCAAUAACAGACGAAUCGCUAUUCCCUCCAAGGUGCUGCCGCCAACCAAUCAGUUUGAGCACGGCUCGCAUAUUUCUCAAAUCCGAUCUCGUCCAGCUGUACGAGAAAAAGAAGAUUGAGUUCGAAACGCCAAACAGAACGUACUGCUACUCCACUCGGUGUUCUGCCUUCAUUGAGCAAUCCCAUAUCGUUGGUGAAGUAGCCACAUGCCCGGAGUGCCGGCACACGACUUGUACAAAUUGCAAAGGGCGAGCACAUACGGGCGAUUGUCCAAAUGACUCUGCUAUGCAGCAACUGUUAGAAGCCGCACGAGAAAAUGGAUGGCAGCGCUGUUAUUCGUGCUGGCGACUAGUGGAACUUGAACAUGGUUGCAAUCAUAUGACGUCUAUAAUAGCUGCCGCUGUGGUGCCCAAUUCUGUUACAAUUGUGGGGAGCGGUGGAAGAAUUGCGGAUGCGAACAAUGGAAUGAACAUCGUCUUCUUGCGCGUGCAUACCAAAUCGUUGAUCGAGACGAAGGUCAUCCGGUUGCACCAGAGAUUGACGGAGCUCAUAUUCAAGUUCAUGAUGCUUUAG